CAGCAGAAGUUCACACACUGUCAGUUUCUGCAAGUCUUUGACUGAUUCGCUUUCUCUCUCAUUCUUGGCGUGAACUUGGAAAUGACUUUUGAGGAUCUCAAAGCCAAACCCAUGAAGGACCACCCUGAUGAGCAGUCAAACCGGAAGAAAGGUCUCGGCUGUCUUUCGUCUCCAUGGUGGUGCCUGGCUGCUGUGUCUCUUGGGAUCGUUUGUCUGGGAUUACUGGUGACCAUUGCAAUGCUGGGGAUGCAGUUAUUGCAGGUAUCUGAUCUCCUGAAGCAACAGCAAGCAAACCUGACUCUCCAGGAAAGUAUGCUGGAGGAACAGCUGUUAGCCCAACAGCAGCGAGAAGCAGCUUCCCAAGAGUCACAGAAAGAACUCAAGAAUAUGAUAGGAACUCUCGCCAAGCAGCUUCAGGAGAAAACUGAAGCGGAAACAGAACUUAACCGUCAGUACCUGACUCUCCAAGAGGCUCUGAAGAGAAUGGAAAACUUCUCAGGUCCUUGUCCCCAAGAUUGGCUCUGGCAUGAAAAAAACUGUUAUCUAUUUUCCUCUGGAUCAUAUAAUUGGGAAAAGAGUAAAGAGAGAUGCUUGUCUUUGGAUGCCCAGUUAUUGACAAUAAACAGCACAGAAGAUCUGGACUUCAUCCAGCAAACAAUCUCCCACUCCAAUUUCCCCUUCUGGCUGGGGUUGUCUCAAAGGAAACCCAACUACUCAUGGCUCUGGGAAGAUGGUUCUCCUCUGAUGCCUCACUUGUUCAGAUUCCAAGGUGCUGUUUCCCAGAGGUACCCUUCAGGCACCUGUGCAUAUAUACAGAGGGGAAACAUUUUUGCUGAAAAUUGCAUUUUAGUCGCAUACAGUAUUUGUCAGAAGAAGGCAGAGCUGCUGACAUCAAGUGAAUUUGAAUACCCCAGCAGAAAAGAAGGACACUGAGCUUGAGUUUGGAAUUUAAGCUAUUUCUUGUCAAACCAUGAGAGCUCUUGGAGCUGCCAGUUAUCAGCCCGCUGUUCAACAAAUUAUCAGAGACAAGGACUGGGGAAUCUGGCUGCCUGAUAUCUUUAUGUCAAAAGUUCUUAUUUAAUUUGUGUGUCUGUCUACCUGUAUCUGUCAUUUAUGUGUCCAGCUGUAUCAUCAUCUGUAUCUCAUUAUCGACCAUUUGUAUUUAAGAUGUGGCUCCUC
Ochotona princeps (American pika) is the source of this 1179-nucleotide messenger RNA. RefSeq names its product oxidized low density lipoprotein receptor 1 (gene OLR1). The transcript is spliced from 6 exons. The record is from RefSeq and is a predicted model, not a curated record. The coding region runs from base 82 to 933 and encodes 283 amino acids. Gene Ontology annotation, biological process: lipoprotein metabolic process; inflammatory response; cell death. Gene Ontology annotation, molecular function: low-density lipoprotein particle receptor activity. Gene Ontology annotation, cellular component: plasma membrane; signaling receptor complex. Lineage: Eukaryota; Metazoa; Chordata; Mammalia; Lagomorpha; Ochotonidae.